UCUUAACCUGUCAAGUCGUCAACUUUGACGAUUAAUAACUCACUUCGCCGGGCAGAGUAACACUUCUUUCUGCCAGAUUCUCUCGUUUCGUGCAAAAACACGUUGAAUAAGUGUAAUUUCACCCAUAUUUGUGCUGGUGUAGCUAAACUAAAUAAUUACCUUAUUAUUUUAUCUUUUGAGAAGGAUUUUGGAACGCAGCCACAGUUGGCGACAUCUGAGACCCAUGACAAAUGGCGCCACGGUAUUUUUACUUCUAUCAGGGGAGGAAGCGUAAACAUGCGAGUUCGUACCUCGUGGUCUGCAGUGGUAUAAACAUAAGAGUGGACGUAACGCCUUAGCAGCUUUUUUAUAUAAAAUGGAUAAAAAGUGUCAUAUAUGGGAAACGGAGGAACUUUGCAGUAUCAAUAUAUGUCCAUUAGUAACAGCUCCAUUCGCAGUACAAUGGUCGCCCGACAAUCAGAUUUCAUUAAUUACAGAAGGAGGUGUUCACGUAUUAGAACUACAACCUUCUCCCAUGUCUCCCAAUCCGACCGUCAAAUUUACUCGGUCCUUCGUGAAUCCUUCUGACACUCUGCCAGCGUAUGCGUUUGCAACUGAGAUGGAAUCCCUGGUAUGGAAAUUGGAACGCCAAGAGAUAUACUCUCUUCUUAUGGAAGAAGCAAUUACACCAAAGUUAAAUGGUGUGAGUGAUAUUGCCUUUAGGAUAAUCAAGAUUGCAUGGUCACCAAAAAAUUUGAUUUCUCCGAAUCAGUGUAUAUUAGCAAUAUUGACUACGUCAGGGGCGGUCGAAUUGUUGCACAAAGUUUCCAAUGAGUGGUAUUCCAUUUGUGAUAUCUCAAUUCUUCGGCUGAAUAUUGUACAAGAAGAAAUCAAGUCUAGUCUUCGUAAUUGUAUGAAUUCAUUCGACACCAUGAACCAGUACGCUACAACCAUUCACAGCAUGAGAAAGUUACAGGCCUGUUCUAUAACAUGGAGUGAACUUUUCGAAAUGGGAAAAACUUACUUUGCAUACUUUGCUGUAGCUUAUCGCAACGGUGAUAUAUCGAUUUGGAAGAUUCCCAGAAUUUCAAAUUUCACCGCAAGCUUGAAACCUGUAUUAGCUAUCAGAAUAGAGUUGAAAAUCACUUUGAGAAUCAACUUGUUAUGCUGGGUCAGCAUUAGUGCGAAUGAACAUCUGCUCAUUGUCGGAUAUAUUGACGGUAGAAUAUAUAGUAUAAAAUUGUCGUGUGAUAUUGACAAGCUACAAAUCGAUUCAAUAGAAAAAUGUACCGAAAGCGACCGUAUUGGAAUCAAUCAUUUCCACAUCGUUCACAAAGAUAAAUCGCACAUAAAGAUCCUUGCUGCCAAAGGUAUUUUUCUUUUGCUAUUGUGCAUAAAUUGGACAGGGUCAUUGAAGAGUAUAAAAUAUCUACGGACAAAAGAGUUUAAUAUUACAGGUAUAAACUCCAUUACUGCUCAAAAAUUCUUAAUCAGUACUCAGGACGCUCACGUCUUCGUCGUAGAUAUACAGUCGGACGAGCUAGUGCUCACCAAUAUCACAACUCACCUGCCACAGACGCGUGUUCAGUACUUAGGACUUGCUCACUCACCAAAUAAAGUAAUGUUUGUCAAUAUAACUAGUCCGAGUAUGAGCUUCGAUCAUUUGGUGGUAAAGGAGCCAAGUACGAUACACGUGUUCGCUUUGAAAAGCGUCGACCCGCUGCCCAUUGUUAACAAUAGCACAAGUCUCACAAAUAUUUGGGACUGCAUGGAGAUGCUUCGUGUUAAAGCCGCUAAAGCGGAGGAUCCGAGUACGGUGUUGUGUACGACGACGACGACAGAGAAGCCGGAAUCGCUGCAUAACUUGCGAGUAUCAAUGUGGAUGACGGUGAUGAUGAAUGUGUGUAAAGUCAAGAAGCCGAUCCCGAAUAUAGAUCACAUAAGACAGAGCAAGAUAUCGCGAGAGUUGCCGUUAAUCUAUGUCCACUUCGCUUGUGCGUAUCUUGAUAACUUGACGAAGAAGGGCUCGAGGAAGAGGAAGAGCAUAUUAUCGAACGAUCAGAAGAUUGCUAUAGGCUUGCUGAGAAAGUAUCUGAACAUAUAUCUCACGAACGAGGACAACGAUGACGAGGAAGACGAGAGAGAUGAGAAGGCGCGUCGGUGCGCCCGAGAAACGCUGAAAGCAACCGCGUCUUGCAUCACCAUGAUGGAGAAGUGCAAUUUAUGUUGCGAGACGAUAAACGAACUCUCGAGGGACGUCACGUCGUGCCCGUCGGGUCACAAGUUACCCAGGUGUGCAAUAACGUUACUGCAAAUCACGUCGUUGGAGUACCGUGUCUGUCGGAUAUGCGGACAGAUGUUCCAUUCGUGUUUGGAGCAAGUGAGCCAGGAACCGUGCUGUCAGUUUUGCGAUGUUCCUCUUCUGUACAACGAGUAUGCUCUCGACGUGGAGGGAUCGGAAUUGUACGGGAAAAAUUUGUCGCAGCUGCGAGUCAACAUCGUGGAAUCGUCGAAGGAGCAGCAAUAUCCGGAAGAGUCGCACGAGAAGCCACACAAGAACAAGCGCACUGCCAAAGCGAAAACUGCGAGUAACUGCGACGAUAACAGUGAUGAUGUUCAAGUGAGAUGGGGGGACAUUUAAUAUUCACGUAAAGUAUUUAUAAAUAUUAGAUUCCAAAUUAUGUUAUUUAAUAAUUUUAGUAAUGUUAUGUUAAUAAUACCCCAAAGGUAUUUAUAUUGUUGUAUAUAUAGUAUUACUAGAAUAUUGUGUUUUUAAAUUGAUCAAGAGUGGAAGCUCUCGCGAGUCACUUGCAAAUAUCGUACAUUGUUUUUAAUAUAUAUAUAUAUAAUAAUUAUCCAUUGACGCUACAGCCCCAUGUAGAGACUUACCUCUCUCUCACGUAUGCAUGUGGUGCGCACGCGGAUUAUACACAUGCAUGCGGGACCUACAAUUUAAACGCCGGUUCCGAACGGCAAAUUGGAGAGAGGUUUCUUGGCAUGAAUAUUCUUUGGCGUUUGCCAGACCACCGGAAGAGGAGCUACGAGCUAUGAAUGAUGGGUAUGACAAAUUUUCUAGCUCUGUCGGAAAUCGAACCCAGAACCUCUGUAGCAUAGUAAAUCGGUGCGCUGUCUACCAUGCCACGCUCGUGCUCAUAUAUAUAUAUAUAUAUAUAUAUAUGUGUGUAUGUGUGUGUAUAUAUUUUUUAUAAUUGUAUAAAAAUGUACGAUCCUAUUUUAGUAAUACAACUUGAAAAUAAAAUAAGUACAGAGAACUUUGGUUCAUAUUCUCAACUUUUCAGCUCACUUUUACUGAUAAAAGUGUCUCUCAAAGUAACUUAGAGACUACCUAAAUUUGUUGAUAAAACGGAAGGAAAAAAAUCGAUUUAGGGUGCGUAAUUUUAGAAGUUUUAAAAAACCCGGUUUUUUCCCAAUCUAUUGAACGGAUUUUUUCGGGUUCUUUCCGGAAAAAUGGAAAAAAAAGAAAGAUUGUUUUUAAAUUAUACUGAGAAGUAU
Dinoponera quadriceps is the source of this 3492-nucleotide messenger RNA. RefSeq lists its product as uncharacterized. The record is from RefSeq and is a predicted model, not a curated record. Gene Ontology annotation, biological process: transcription initiation at RNA polymerase III promoter. Gene Ontology annotation, cellular component: transcription factor TFIIIC complex. Lineage: Eukaryota; Metazoa; Arthropoda; Insecta; Hymenoptera; Formicidae. The coding region runs from base 356 to 2620 and encodes 754 amino acids. Gene Ontology annotation, molecular function: histone acetyltransferase activity; protein binding. The transcript has 3 exons.